CGAGCUGUGUGGUCUGGGUCGUGUUAUCAGCGAGUCCGAGCGGCGGCUCUGCCCGUUGAGUCCGAGCGCCGUUGUGUGGCGCAGUAACUAUUUCCUAUGUUCUGUAGUGCAGCGUCAGUUUCUGUACGGACUAAGCCGAAAAAGGACCGGCAGCGCUGUCAGCUCGUCGUGUUUUGGGCUUGUGUUAGCUUGAGGACAUUCUUCAUGAAGAGACUUGUUGUGUACGAAUGAAGUGUUUGUGUUUACGGUUUGUCUGCGUGCUUUGUCCACUCCGAUCGACAGAGGGCGCUGGCGCGCGUUCAGAGAUGCAUCCCAGUCCUGCAAAUGGAUUUAAAUCAGACGGAGCUGUUAUUUCUGGCCAAAAUGGAUAAAAUAACUUAAGAAAUAGAGUUUAAAAAGGUUUUCACCUCGUCCAGACAGAUGCAGAAGUCCGAGUCAGACCCAUUUACCUCUCAUCCAGUGAGUGAUGGGGACCCAACAGUGAAACCAGCCCAGACUGAUCAAGGAAGGCAGAUGUGUGACAAAGGGGUCCGGCCAGGCUCAUCCAGACUUAGGCAGAGCGAUGAUUCAGUCAAUCAGCCCAAAAGCCUACAGUCUGGAAAAAAGAGGGUUUGGAUGGAGGAGAGUGACUCAUCCUCACAGAAGAGUGACAGCUCAGUGAUUCAGCCAGUCCAUUUGAGUCAUGGGCCUGCAGGCAAAAGGAAUCAGGCAGACUCAUCAACACCAGAUCAUCUUUCAGUGAAGAGUGAAAGCUCAAUGAUUCAGCCAGUAGUUUUCAGUCAAGGAGAACAGUCUCAACAGUCAAGGGUUCAGAUGGACUCAUCAGUACCAGAUCAUCUUUCAAUGAAGAGCGAAGGCUCAAUGAUUCAACCAAUAGUUUUCCGUCAAGGAGAGCAGUCGAAAGAGGUUCAGAUGGACUCAUCAGUACCAGAUCAUCUUUCAAUGAAGAGCGAAGGCUCAAUGAUUCAACCAAUAGUUUUCCGUCAAGGAGAGCAGUCGAAACAGGUUCAUAUGGACUCAUUAACACCAGACCAUCUUUCAAUGAAGAGCGAAGGCUCAAUGAUUCAGCCAAUAGUUUUCAGUCAAGGAGAACAGUCUAAAGAUACAGUGUACCAACCAGAGCACAAUAGACCUUGCUCUAGUGCUGCUGGAAUUACGGAGCCUGGUCACAUGGAGCUAAGUCUCUGCCAAAAACAUAACAGAGAUCUGGCUAUGUUGUGCAUAAGUGAUAAGAAUCCUAUUUGCAAGGAGUGUGCAGUGAAGGAUCACAGAGAUCAUGAAAAACAGUACUUAAAGAUUCCAGCUGUACCAGACACUUUAACCACUCUGCAGAACAUGCUGGGCAGCAUGAGUACCUCUGAGUUUCGAGAGUUCAAAAGAAAUUUAUCUCAUGAAUACCCAGAAUGUUUUGAGACACUGGACGUUAAUUCUAGUGCUCAACGUGUUGCUGAAAGGAUGAUUAGGAGCUUCUCUGAAGAUCAGGUUUUGAAAGUCAGCAUUCAGUUGGCAUCAGUCAAAAAAAUACUCAAGUGUCAAGAAAAGAUCAAGGAAAAGCUAAGAAUGAAAUUUGGACACAUUCGUGAAGGACUUGCACUACAGAAGACACAUGUUGUGUUACAUGACAUCUACACAGAACUCUAUAUCACUGAGGGUGGUAGUGAUGCAGUCCAAAGUGAACAUGAAGUGAGACUAAUUGAGAAAGCUGCUAAGAAUUUCAGCAAACAGGAAACUCCAGUUAAGUUAACAGACCUUUUUAAAUCACCAUCUGAAUCGGAAGACUACAUUAGAAUGGUUUUAACCAAAGGAAUUGCUGGUAUUGGAAAAACAGUGUCUGUUCAAAAGUUCAUCCUUGACUGGGCAGAAAAUAAAGCAAAUCAAGACAUUGACCUCAUACUCCCUCUCUUCUUCCGUGAUCUGAACCUUGAGAAGAAAGACUGCAGUCUGAUGGAGCUUCUGCGGGGAUAUUUUUUUGAGCUCAAAGACAUUGAAACUAUUGAGAACGGCAUUAAAGUUUUGCUUGUUUUGGACGGACUGGAUGAAUGUCGGCUCUCCUUAGACUUUGAAAGCACUAGGAACUGUUUUGAUAUAAUGGAGCCAGCAUCAGUGGAGGUGCUUCUGACAAACCUAAUAAGGGGAAAUCUACUACCCCGUGCACUUCUCUGGAUUACUUCUCGUCCUGCUGCAACCAAUCAGAUUCCCUCUUAUUGUGUACAACGAGUGACCGAAGUCAGAGGGUUCAAUGACCUACAGAAAGAAGAGUACUUUCACAAGAAAUGCACCAACUCUGAUUUGGCCAACACAAUGAUAAAGCAUGUGAAAUCGUCUCGGACCUUACACAUGAUGUGCCACAUACCAAUUUUCUGCUGGAUUACAGCAACAGUCCUGGACAUAAUGCUAAAAUACACAGAGUUUGGUGAAAUUCCAGAAAAUCAGACUCAGCUGUACACACAUUACCUACUCAUUCAGACUGGCUUGAAAAAUAGAAGGUAUCAGAAAGCCAUACAUGAAGAUUUGCGCAAGUUGUCAGAAAGUGACAGAAAGAUGAUCUUGAAUUUGGCAAAGUUAGCUUUCCAAGAGCUGGAGAAAGGUAAUUUGAUAUUCUAUGAAGAUGACCUGAAGGAAUGUGGCAUCGGCAUAAAUGAUGCAUCAGAUUUUUCCUCUAUGUGUACACAGCUCUUCAGAGAAGAGUUUGGACUGUACAGAGAACGAGUCUUCUGUUUCCUACACCUGAGUGUCCAGGAGCAUUUGGCUGCUGUUCAUGUUCUGUGCACAUAUCUGAAUGAGGGCAUUAAUGUUCUUGAGUCAGACGGCCAUACAAGCACAACACUGCAGGCAACACUGACCAGUGUUCUUAAGACUGCAGUAGAGAAGACCUUGGAAAAUGAGAAUGGACACUUUGACCAGUUUCUGCGCUUCCUUUUGGGCCUUUCUGUUGAGUCCAAUCAGAAGCUCCUCCGGGGUCUUCUACAUCAUCAUCAUCAGGAACACCUCGAGAAGAGUGAUGAGAUUGUCAGCUUCAUCAAGAGGAAAAUCAGUGAGGAAACCAUAACAGAGACAGCAGCCAUUAACCUUUUUCACUGCUUGAAUGAAAUAAAUCAAAAUGACUUGGUGAAGGAUAUCCAAAAGCAUUCGGAGAAAGAACUGAAGCCGGAGGAGUGUUCAGCUCUGGCCUUUGUGUUGCUGAUGUCAGAGGAUGUGAUGGAAGUGUUUGAUCUUAAACAAUACAAAACAGAGCCAUCAAAUCGCCAAAGACUUCUGCCUGUCAUCAGAGCGUCAAGAAAGGCCAUACUUUCCGGCUGUGAACUCUCAGAAAAAGCAUGUGAAACUGUGGCCUCAGCGCUUCGCAUAGGAAAUUCUCCUGUAAGAGAGCUGGAUCUGAGUAACUGCAACAUAGGAGAUUCAGGAGUGAGACACAUCUGCAGUGGGCUGAAGAGCCCACACUGCCGACUUGAGAUAUUGAGGCUUGCAGACUGCAAAAUCACAGCCGAGUCAUGUGAAAGUUUGGCCUCCACACUCCAGUCUAACCUUCUAGAGUUAGACCUCUCAUUCAACAAGCUGACAGAUUCAGGAGUGAAGGUGCUUGAGCCUUGGCUGAGAAGUGAGCAAUGUAAAGUGCAAAGAAUGGGGUUGAGGCAGUGUCACCUAACAAAGGAUUACUGCAGGAGCCUAAAUGAAGUGCUGAGUUCAUGCCAGACAAAGCAAAUGGAUCUGGAUCUGGGCGGAAAUGACCAGAAUUAGAAAUGAGCCUUUUUCCACCCAUGAUUUCUGCUUGUUUUUGCCUUCUCUGCAUAUUUUAAAAUUGCAUGUUUAGAACAGUAGAGAGUAAAUGGAUACAUUCAUCCCCAUAAAUUAGCAGUCUACAAGUUAUCUUUUUCAAGUUACCUUCUAUUGACUCACAAACUUUGAAAAGAGACUCUCAGAAAAAAAAAUGUGGCUUGUGCAAAUAUUAUGACAUAUUUUAUAUUUUAUAUAUUAAAAUUAAAAUAUCAAGUCACAGGUAUCAAGCAAA
This is a messenger RNA of Pygocentrus nattereri (red-bellied piranha), 4009 nucleotides long. RefSeq names its product protein NLRC3-like. NCBI's taxonomy places the organism in Eukaryota, Metazoa, Chordata, Actinopteri, Characiformes, Serrasalmidae. The record is from RefSeq and is a predicted model, not a curated record. The coding region runs from base 421 to 3738 and encodes 1105 amino acids. Gene Ontology annotation, molecular function: zinc ion binding; protein binding. The transcript is spliced from 13 exons.